Branchiostoma floridae (Florida lancelet) is the source of this 3208-nucleotide messenger RNA. Its product is annotated as cyclic nucleotide-gated cation channel alpha-3-like. Gene Ontology annotation, biological process: transmembrane transport; monoatomic ion transport. The coding region runs from base 263 to 2731 and encodes 822 amino acids. The record is from RefSeq and is a predicted model, not a curated record. NCBI's taxonomy places the organism in Eukaryota, Metazoa, Chordata, Leptocardii, Amphioxiformes, Branchiostomatidae. Gene Ontology annotation, molecular function: protein-containing complex binding; monoatomic ion channel activity. Gene Ontology annotation, cellular component: membrane. The transcript is spliced from 24 exons.
GGAAUUUUUGUCAAACGGACGCACACUAUACUGUUAGGCUAUCCCCUGAGGCUUCGCCAAAAACGCACCUCAUACUGUAUGCAAAAGUUCACACAGCUCGUGGGUUGAUGGCAACACCCAGCCUAAUUAUGACGUCACGUUCCGAAUCCGUGGGGGCGAAUUCUGACGUAGUGUUAACCAUCCUUACGUACCCAGUCUUGCUCGUUGUGCAAUGUUACCCGCGUGAGAAGCUAUCGAGCAGUACCUUUGUCUUGACACAUAUAUGAAUUCCUCUGAGCGAGUGGAGACGUCUUCAGAGACACCUGAAUGUUUUAUUCUGUUAUGGAUGUAUAGACUCGAGGAUCACAACAUGCACUUCUUUGGAGCCACUGCGGUUGGCAAGAGCCAAGGGAUGCUGUUGCGAAGUUACCGUCUCUCUGGGGACGGCGAAGAGAGCGACUCUCGUGAGGACGACGGGUCGCGCUCCGCACAUCGCCAGGGAGGGCAGGCAGACGACAUGGAGGAGGACGCGGACUCAGACGACGUCUUUACGGACGGAGAAGAUAGGUCGCGCCGCCAUAGCAGCAAGAGGGACAGUGAAAUGAGCCUAGUAGACCAGAACUUAUUACUGCCUGAUCUGCCCUCCGAACUUGACCUUGUGCUUGACCCGGACGGAGACCUGGCUUACUACUGGAUGGGUGCAGUUGCCCUGGCGGUACUGUACAAUUACUGGGUCAUUAUUCUGCGCCUUGCCUUCGCCGAAAUGCGCGAAGAGGGUCCACAUCAGUUGGUUCUGUGUGAGCUGGACCUGUUUUGUGACUUAGUGUACGUCUUGGAUUUCCUUGUACAACACCGAACAGGUUACCUAGAAGAAGGCAUGCUGGUGUUCGAUCCGUACAAGCUGUCCUCACACUACCGUAGCCAGCCGUGGUUUUGGAGGGAUGUAGUCGCCAUCCUCCCACUACAGUACAUCUGCAGUCUCCUGCUUCGCAUUGUUCCCUUUCAAACGUGCGGCCAUCUUUCAGACAGUUCCUGUCUACUGCUUCGACUGGCUCGGCUGUUAAAACUCCACUCAUUGGCUCAGUUCUUUGACGUCACGGACACCCGUAUCAGCAAUCCUAACAGACUUCGAGCAUUCAAGCUGACCAUGUACCUAGGGGUAGUGAUCCACUGGGUGGGGUGCUUCUACUACAUGUUAUCAGAGUACGAAGGUCUUGGAACCAAUGACUGGGUGUACUCAUCUGCACCUGCAUUUAAAGAUUUUACGAGUAAGUACAUCCGCUGCAUGUACUGGUCCACCAUGACUCUAACGACCAUCGGGGGAGCUUCCAAUCCCGUGACAAACCUGGAGUACAUCUUCACGGGAGUGACGUUUCUUAUCGGAGUCUUUGUUUUCGCCGCUGUGGUGGGGAAUGUGGGUGACGUCAUCAGCAACUUGAAUGCUGCAAGGACUGACUUCCAAAACAGGAUGGACUCAAUCAAGCUGUACAUGACGCACAGAAAAGUGCCAGAGGCUCUACAAAGUCGUGUCAAGCGGUGGGCUGGCUACGCCUGGCACAGGACGCAGACCCUGGAUGAGGUGUCUUUACUAGAGAUGCUACCGGAGCGGCUUCGGGCUGAGAUAGCCAUACACGUACACCUGGAGACACUUCGGAGGGUGACGAUAUUUGAGGACUGUGAGCAGGGGUUACUGUGUGACCUGGUACUGAAGCUGCGCUCCCAGAUCUACUCACCUGGCGACUACAUCUGUAGGACGGGAGAGACAGGCCGUGAGAUGUAUAUCAUAAACCAUGGCACGGUGCAGAUCCUUGUGCCAGAGAACACUACCGGGGAGAGAAAGGUGGUGGCGACCCUGACUAAGGGAAACUCGUUUGGAGAGAUCAGCGUCUUGAAACUGGACGGAGGCGGCAACAAGCGAACUGCUGACGUCAUUUCUGUUGGCUACUCAGAACUGCUCGUGCUUUCUCGGAAAGACCUUUUGUCUGCUCUAGUUGAGUACCCAGAUGCCAAGAAGCUACUGGAAGCCCAGGCCAAAGAAAGACUGGGACAAAAUAAAGAAGCAAGAGGCGCGACCGAUGCAGACGGAUUCGAGGCAUCCCAGAGUAUGAAUAGGAAAGCCUUCAGAGGCGGGAGCACUAGUGGGGUCAGUCCGGGGAAGGAGCUGGCCGAGCUGAGAAAUAUCAUAGAGGAACUCCGAACCUUUGACAGUCAGGUUACACGAGAAAGGGUUCGAGGUCUGUCAGAAAAGUGUGACGAUCUACAGCGGCAGCUGAGCAGACGGCAGACAGAGCUGACCCGGGCCUUACGGCGAGUGUCUGUCCUGGAACGUCUUCUGGACUCUGCUGGCUUACUUUCAUCCAUGCCUCAACUUAAUGGGGAGCUCACGACCCCAGUGCAGAGUGACGCUUCCGACACCGAGCAGUACAACCCUGCAUUGGCCGUCCCUUCCCCGCAUACACACCUACUGAGGAGACGGAGAAGCAGCGCGUCGUCCCCGGGGAGUCCGCGGCGGAGGAGACGGUCCCGGCGAAGGAGGAGGGUAGAGGUGCCCGCUAUCUGCGUCAACGGGGUGGAGAAGCAGAGCCCGGUUUCUGUGAAUGUGGAGAUGCCGAGUUCGGAGACCUCGGAAGGCUGCUAUGUUUCUGAGACUAAUGAGGCGGGGAGGUUACACGUAGACUCCACCGCGGCAGAAAUUUCAGGAAGUACCACGGAUUGUAACACUACCGAGGGAAGCGACUUCGAUGGGCGAUAAAGACAUAACCUCUCGUGUAAUCUUAAUUUGUCCAUUUUUCUGGACUAAACAAUAGAUUGAAGAUUAAUAUAUGACAAGUGGGAGAUAUGUUGCUGAGAGGAAUGCAUGUCCAAGAUAUAUUUGUACAAAUAUUUGUCCGCAGCUACUAAGUUACUAUCUAAUCAUGUGGUCUUGUUCAGUUCGUACCAAAGAAUCCUGUGGUCUCCUCUGGGCACUAGCUACAAAACAUCAUUCAACCUUGUGACGCUUGUAAUUCUAGUGAGCUAUUGUACUAUCUACCUGCCGUUGUCUUUGGAUGCUAAGAGAUCAAUUAGUGGAUUCUUCAAGGAGGAAAGAUUAUCAUGAUUGGGCCAGAUGUCGGUUUUGAUACAGGGUAGUCCGUAAAAGGUUAUGCUCCCUUCUGCCAAUAACUGGUAUCAAAACAGAGGAAUAUGUAUCAUGAUUUCCUGGUAUUUUUUAUUAAAAAAAGUCACGUGA